Molecule: messenger RNA, 1387 nt
Organism: Xenia sp. Carnegie-2017
Lineage: Eukaryota; Metazoa; Cnidaria; Anthozoa; Malacalcyonacea; Xeniidae
Product: sodium/potassium-transporting ATPase subunit alpha-2-like
Exons: 9
Coding region: 1-789 (262 amino acids)
Biological process (GO): proton transmembrane transport; sodium ion export across plasma membrane; intracellular sodium ion homeostasis
Molecular function (GO): P-type sodium:potassium-exchanging transporter activity
Source: RefSeq, a predicted model, not a curated record
AUGGCAAUACUGUCGAUUGAUUUUGAUAACUUGAAGAAAUCCAUUGCGUAUACAUUGACCAGUAAUAUUCCGGAGAUCUCGCCUUUCUUGUUCUAUAUACUAUUCAAUGUUCCAUUACCUCUUGGUGUUGUUACUAUUCUUUGUAUCGAUCUGGGAACUGACAUGGUUCCAGCCAUCUCUCUUGCUUAUGAAAAAGCGGAAAAUGACAUUAUGAAACGAUUGCCUCGUAAUCCACAAUAUGACAGACUUGUGAACCAACGUUUAAUUGCCAUGGCUUAUGGUCAAAUUGGAAUGAUCCAGGCUUGUGCUGGUUUCUUUUCAUAUUUCGUUAUCAUGGCAGAAAAUGGCUUUUUACCUCUUCGUUUAUUUGGUUUACGAAGUGAUUGGGAUGAUAAAGAUAAUGUGUUUGUCACAGAUAGUUACGGUCAACAAUGGGGUUAUAGGCAACGCAAAGAACUGGAAUUCACUUGCCACACUGCAUUUUUUGUCAGUAUUGUUGUUGUGCAGUGGGCAGAUUUGAUCAUCUGUAAAACGAGACGUUUAUCCUUGUUCCAACAAGGCAUGAAGAACCACAUGCUGACAUUUGGCCUCUUUUUUGAGACUGCUCUUGCAGCUCUUCUAUCAUAUACCCCUGGUAUGGAGAAUGGCCUUCGCAUGUAUCCUUUACGGUUUACAUGGUGGCUUCUUGCUAUUCCAUUUAGUAUUCUUAUUUUCGUCUACGACGAAUGUAGGAAGACCAUUCUCCGUAGAUAUAAAGGCUGUUGGCUAGACCAAGAGACCUAUUACUAAAACUUCUCUCUCUCUUUUUUUUUUAAUAUAUCUUUAUUGCUUUAAGAACCAUUAUGAUUGUGUUCUAUUUUCCACACUGAUAUUUUGGCAGUGUUUAAUAAUUUGCACUUCCUGAAUGAUUAUUUAACGAUUUCUUUUAUCCGAGUCUACAGUGAUAUGAAAACUGAUUGGUGGAAUGUAUUGGUGAUGACAGCAAUCAUAUACAGUGGUCUUUUGAGGAUAUUGUAUUGUUUGUAAACAAUAAUAACCUUUAGUUAGAGCGCACAUUAUGGGCAAUAAGACCAUUCCCAAUGUUUCGAAUGUUGUUUUACUUGAUUCUUUGAGAGAGGAAACUUUGGUCCGUCGAAUGAAAAAGAAUGAAAUAUGUUGCAAUAAGUUGUCUUCAAAAGAAAACUGUGUUAUGCAUUCGCUUUGUGUCAAUACCAGUCAAACAGUUAGACGUUAUUUAUUUAUACCCGAUCUGAUAUUGGUUAGAAACUUUAAAUCAAUCUCUUAUACUAUAUGUAUCACUCCAGCCUUCAGUUUGCAGUUUCUUUGGUUUCAUAAUUGUUAAAUAAUUAUUUUCUUGUUGCCAAUAAAAAACAAUGUGUGUAUUUCA